Molecule: messenger RNA, 860 nt
Organism: Candidula unifasciata
Lineage: Eukaryota; Metazoa; Mollusca; Gastropoda; Stylommatophora; Geomitridae
Source: the annotation of a GenBank genome assembly
ACAAGGAUGUGAUGCGCACAGACAGAACCCAGAAGUUUUUCUCAGGAGACAAAAACCCAAAUCUCCAAGUCUUGUACGAUAUACUCAUGACAUACGGAUUCUACAACUUUGAUUUGGGCUAUGUCCAGGGUAUGAGUGAUAUGUUGUCUCCGAUUCUCGUUGUGAUGGAGAAUGAGGUAGAGGCCUUCUGGUGCUUUGCUGGGGCCAUGGAGAGAAUGUGUCACAACUUUGAGAUGGAUCAGACCGGAAUGAAACUGCAGCUGUCCCAGAUCCACAUUCUGAUGCAGGUCUAUGACCCUGAACUGUGUGCUUACCUGGAAAGCCAUGAGUCUGGUAACUUCUACUUCUGCUUCCGAUGGAUAUUGAUUCUGUUCAAGCGAGAGUUCUCCUUUCAGGACAUCCAAAGAUUGUGGGAGGUGCUGUGGACUGAUCGACCUUGCAAGAACUUUCAUCUGAUAAUCUCACUGGCCAUCCUUGACUCUGAGAAAUCAACGCUAAUGGAGAACAAGUUUGGUUUUACUGAAAUACUCAAGCACAUCAAUGACAUCAGCCAAUCUAUCCCCUUGGAGGAAACUCUCUGUAAAGCUGAGGGGAUCUUCCUACAGCUGAAGGAGUACAAAAAGCUGCCCAAGGUUGUCAAAGAAAUCCUGGGCCUCCUGCCAGCAACACCCUCAUCCUCCACAGACAGUUGUUUAUCCACAGCAUCCAGCCCUCAGGUGGAGGUUAGACAGGAAACAUCUGUAUCAGCCACAGAUGUCACAGGCAGGAAGUCCAGUGCUCCUGUAAAUAGUUCCCAGAGUUUCCACUCGUCCAGCAACAGAAGGAACACUGUGGAUGAGCAGGUAAAGAUAAUGACAUAG